Messenger RNA from Ostreococcus lucimarinus CCE9901, 2433 nucleotides. RefSeq lists its product with no specific name. Gene Ontology annotation, molecular function: NADP binding; aspartate kinase activity; homoserine dehydrogenase activity. The record is from RefSeq and is a predicted model, not a curated record. The coding region runs from base 1 to 2433 and encodes 810 amino acids. The transcript has a single exon. Lineage: Eukaryota; Viridiplantae; Chlorophyta; Mamiellophyceae; Mamiellales; Bathycoccaceae. Gene Ontology annotation, biological process: L-homoserine biosynthetic process; aspartate family amino acid biosynthetic process.
AUGGGCGUCGCGGUGAAGGGUGAACCAAAGGUGACGGAUUGCUUGAUAAACGCGACGGAUAUGGCGGCGAAACGGGACGAUACGUACGCGGCGGAGUUGACGAAGCUCGAGGAUAAGCACGUGUCCACGGCGAAGGCUUUGUUGACGGAUAAAGCCGAGUACGACGCGUACAUCGCGGCGUUCAACGAGGAAUUGAACGAUUUACGAGCGAUGUUUAAGGCUAUUUACAUCGCCGGUUGCUCGACCGAUGCGUUCGGGGAUUUCGUCGUCGGACACGGAGAGCUCUGGACGGCGCGCUUGUGCGCGGCGACGAUUCGCUGCAAGGGGGGCAAGGCGGUCUGGAUCGACGCGCGAGACAUUCUCGUCGUCACAGAAUCCGAGGACGGCGGCGUGGACGUCGACUACAGCUUGUCCAACGCGAACUUGGAUAAGUGGUACGACGAGCAUAUGCAAGAGGGCGCCGUGGUCAUGGUGACUGGUUUCAUCGCGAGGACGCCGGAGGGCGUGCCGACGACGCUCAAACGUAACGGUUCCGAUUACUCCGCCACAAUUUUCGGUGCGCUCACGCAAGCGAGAAAUAUCACCAUCUGGACCGACGUCGAUGGCGUAUUCAGCGCCGAUCCUCGCCGCGUGAAGGGGGCCAAGUGCCUGAACUCGAUUUCCUACAACGAAGCGUGGGAACUCGCGUACUUUGGCGCCAACGUUCUCCACCCGCGCACGACUUUACCGGCGAUGAAGUACAACAUCCCAGUCACGUUGCGCAACUACUUCAACCAAGCCGCGCCAGGGACGUCCAUCGGCAUGGCGUGCCCGCUGCCCGCCGGGGAUGAGGGCAACGUCGGCAAGUUUGAGACUCGCGACAUGAGCGGCGAGCUCGUCAAGGGUAUCGCCACCAUCGACGACGUGUGCCUCAUCAACGUCGAGGGUACGGGCAUGGUUGGUGUGCCGGGCACGGCCAACACUGUGUUCAAAGCCGUCAAGGAAGCUGGCUGCAACGUGGUUAUGAUUUCUCAAGCUUCCUCGGAGCACUCCAUUUGCUUUGCGGUUCGCUCGCACGAGGCGGACGCGGCAGUCGCGGCGCUCAACAAGACGUUCGAGAAAGCCAUCGCCGCCGGUCGCAUCUCUCGAAUCCUCCCUUUGAAGGAUUGUUCCAUCUUGGCCAUCGUCGGGCAGAACAUGUGCCAAACGCCGGGCGUGUCGGCGAUGUUGUUUGAAGCGCUGGCGCAGAGCGCCGUCAACGUCAUCGCCAUCGCGCAAGGGGCGUCCGAGUACAACAUCACGGUCGUCGUCUCCAAGAAGGACGUCAAUAAGGCCCUUCAAGCCGCUCAUGGUCGAUUCUACCUCUCCAAGACCGCGAUUAGCGUCGGUCUCGUGGGACCAGGCCUCGUCGGCAAGACGUUGCUUCGCCAAAUGAAGGAACAACUCGAAACGCUCCAAGACGAGUUUGCGGUUGAACUGCGCGUGGUUGCCAUCACGGGCGGUCGUAAGAUGUUGCUCAGCGACGGUGCGAUCGACUUAGAUUCGUGGGAAGACGAAUACGCUAGUGGUGUGCAGGCGAACAUGGACGACUUCACAAAGCACGUGCUCGAGUCGGAGGCGCCAAACCAAAUCAUCGUCGACUGCUCCGCCUCCGACGUCGUCGCGGGUCACUACAAGGAGUGGUUGUCCAAGGGAUUGCACGUCGUCACGCCGAAUAAGAAGGCGAACAGCGGACCGCUCGCGUAUUACAAGGAAUUGCGUUCCAUUCAACGUAAUUCGUACACGCACUACUUUUAUGAAGGCACCGUCGGCGCCGGCUUGCCCAUCAUCGCCACGCUUCAAAGCCUGCGAAACUCGGGCGACAAGGUCGAGCGCAUCGAAGGCAUCUUCUCCGGUACGCUUUCUUACAUCUUCAACACCUUGGAACCGGGCAAGAAGUUCAGCGACAUCGUGGCGCAGGCCAAGGAAGCGGGAUACACCGAACCCGAUCCCCGCGACGACUUGAGCGGUAUGGACGUCGCUCGCAAGGUGACCAUCUUGGCGCGCGAAUGCGGUUUGAACAUCGAGCUCAGCGAUGUCCCGAUUCAAUCUCUCGUUCCCGAGCCGUUGCGUGACAUCGAAAGCGUGGAUGAGUUCAUGAAGGAGCUUCCCAAGUACGACGGCGAUAUUUUGUCCAAGCAAGAAGAAGCCGCCGCCGCGGGCGAAGUCUUGUGCUUCGUCGGUGUCGUCGACGUCAAGAACGGCACGGGCUCGGUCGAACUCCGUCGUUACCCCGCCGACCAUCCGUUCGCUCAGCUCAAGGGCAGCGACAACAUCGUCUCCUUCACCACAAAGUAUUACACGUCCGCUGGACCCUUAGUCGUUCGCGGUCCGGGCGCCGGCGCCGAGGUCACCGCCGGCGGCGUCUUCGGCGACAUCUUGCGCGUGUGCGCCUACCUCGGCGCUCCGUCAUAA